GCGAACUCGCGUGCCGUGCCUACGCGGCUUCUUAUCAAUAGUCAAACAGACUACUCGUAACAUAUCAUCGCGUUUACUUUUAACCAAAAAAAAAAAAAAAAAAAAAUAGUCAACCCUUCAACAAACGAUUACCAUAAGCGACAAAUAAAUUUUAUUUUAUUUGAAAAAAAAAUAAUUUAAUUUGAUGAAAUAAGUGUCGAAAGGAAUAUACAAAAAAAAAAAAAAGCCCAAUCAUUUUUAUGACUGGCAUCAGCAAAUGAUUUAUUGAAAAUAAAAUUGUUGAUAAUAUUUUUUUUAAUUGUGUUAAUGUGAAUUACAUUUAGAUAGAUUAUUGCUAUCGUGUAUUGUGAAUUUGGUUGGAUGAAUAUUGUGAAAUUAUAUCGCGAAAUACAUACACAUAUUUGUGUAGGUAAAAAUAUAUUAUUGAGAUGUAAAAGUGUGAAUGAAAGGUAGUUGGGAUAAAACGCGAUUUUCAAAAAGUUUUUGAUUAUUUAUCCAAUCAUCAGUUGAUUGGUUUUCAAGUUAUAAAUAUUAUACACAUAUUGCUUUAUGAACUUGUUAAAUUUUUUAAUUUCAUACUCGUAACAUAUACUGUAAUUAAAAAUAACAUUUCACGUUAUUUGUGAAGAAUUUAUUUUUCAAUAUAUAAAAUCAUGAUGUUACAUAAUAUCCUGGAUCAAUAUAAAAACUCAAAAACUAAAUAAAUACCAUAAAAUACAGUUUAAAUUAAAUUCCAAAUUUUGUUUGAUUUAUAAAAAAUAAUAAAAAUUAAACUUUGAAUAUAAAAAAAAAUCUCAUAACAAAGUAAAUAAAAAAAUAUAUAUGUGAAGUGAUAAAAUCAUUGCGAUAAAAUCAUAGUGACCCCAAUAAAAAAAAUGUAGCAAAGAAAAAAAAAGAUUUAUAAAUAGUGAGAAGAAAAAAAAAAUAAUAAUCACAAAAAAAUGAAUAAAAUAUUGCAUGUUGGUUUAAUCACGAAAGGGUUGACACGAAAAUUUGCGAUUAAAAAUUAAUGCUUAUACUAAUAAAAGGUAUAUAAUUUAAUGACGAUUGGUUUAAAGUAAAAAUAAAAAAAAAAUAUAUAAGUUUUAAACUUUAAGUUAGUGAGACACAGUGGUGAUAAAAAGAAUUGUUUAUGUAUGAAAUUUAGUAAGCAAAAAUAGGAAGAGUGGAGAAAGAAGAGACACGUUAAUUAAAAAAGCGCAAGAGGUCUGAAAGUACAAGUGGAACCAGUACCAUCCUCUUUUGCCCUAAAAAAAAAAAUAUAUAUAAAAUAAAAAAAAAAUAUACUCGCUGACGUUGUACACCCUUGGGACAAAUGACAGAUAUUAUCAUCAGCAACAAGAACAAAGCCAUGAUUAAAAAAAUAAAAAAAUAUCAGUUAAAAAAGUGAAUAAACAAAAGGAUUGGUGUCAAAUGAGAGACACCAAAAUACUUAUUAUCAUGACAAUAAUUAAAAAUGCGAAAAACAACGGGCAAUGGAUUAAAAUUGGAUUUAACAGAAAAUACACCAGGUAGCUCAUCAUCAAGGCUACCAAAUUUAGUUGAGCAUGUUGAAAGUAUUGGUAUUACAAGUAGUGAAAAUUUAAAUAGUAAAUUGCCAAACGUUGUUGAAGGCUCCAUGGACUAUGGUACCGAGCAUAGAUCAUCUCGUUACAUGGAUUACGAGUCUAAAAAUUAUCAAGACACCAGUCAGCUGGAUGACACAUAUGUCGAUGGCAUUGGUGGUACAACAAAUGGUUAUAAUUAUGGUAGUAAUGUUGAACAUUCAUACGUAACACGUAGUUAUGAUAGAAAAUUACCAAGUGGUGGAUAUGAACGUGAACAUUUAGAACGUUAUGAUAAUCGUAUUUAUCCAACAGAUGAUAAUUAUCAUUAUGAUAGAAGACAAGAUAGAACAUAUCAAGAAUCUGAUAUUGACAUUGGAACAUAUGAUAGAAAUGAACAAUUACGUAGCUAUCAAGAAAAAGAUAAUAAUAAUCGUAGAUAUUCACGUGAUUUAACUGAUUAUGAUUAUGCAUCAAGAUACGCUGAAGAAACAUUAAAACUUGAGCCAAAAAAAGAUCAUCGUAAUACUGGUAAAUUAUAUGAUACAAAUAAAAAUUAUGGUACAAUUAGUAAAAAUGGUUAUGAGUCUGGUAUUAAAACACGUGAUUCAUCAUAUGAAUUGGGAAGUUGUUCAAAUCAAACAAAAUAUGACAACAAAUAUCAAACAAGUAGUGGUAAAUUAUAUGGUACAUUACCAAGAUUUGAUACAACAAAUAAAACAUAUGAUACAUAUGAUUCUGCUGGCAGAUCAUAUGGUUGGAAAUAUGAUGAUCAAUCAUAUGACAGUGGUGGCAAAGAUUAUCAAACAUCAAAAUGUGAAUUAAGUACAUCAAAAAGUUAUAUACAUGAACGUUCAAAAUAUGAGCCAAUAUCACGUUAUCAAGAUACAUCAACAAAAUCAUAUGAUCAAACAUUAAAAAUUAGUGAUAUUGGCUCAACAUCUGGUCUUUAUCAACGUAAAAAUAAUACUGAUACAACAGCAACAGCAGCAACAAAAACAACAACUGGUACAAAUGAAAAAACAAAUGGUUAUAAAAAAAAUAAUUUUGAAGCUUAUGGUGUUUAUUCAGAUCCUGAGGAUGAUCAUGGAUUUCGUACUGAUAAAAAAACACCACAAUAUACAUAUAAAGGUGUUGUUGUUAAUGUUGCUGGUGAAUCAACAGUUGUUGAUCAAAAAAGAACAAAAGAAAUACAACAAAAUAGCGUUGAUAGUAGUCCCUGGUGUCGACCAACAAUUCUCAUACUACUUUUGAUACUUCUCAUCGUGAGCUUUGUUCUUGUCUCUGGUAUACUUCUCUACGUAAAUUAUAUGCCGUAUAAACCACGGCAUCCAGUACCAGAGGAUAAGGAUCGAUUUUUUGCAAGUAAUAACUCGGAAUUAUGUGAGCAGACUUAUUGUUCUUGGGGUGCACUUUGUGUUGUAUCAGAAAGUGGUCGACCACUUUGUAAAUGUCCUGAAGAUUGUCCCUCAGUAUCAAAGCCUGUGUGUGGUACUGACGGUGUAACUUACACGAAUCGUUGUCAAAUGAGCCAAAGUAGCUGCCGCAAAAGGACGAAUACAGUGUUCAAGAGCGAAGGACCUUGUGAAAUAAAAGAUCCUUGUCAUAGUUUGAACUGUUCACUGGGUGCUCAGUGUGUAAGAAGUAGAGAUGGUACAAAAGCAACUUGUGAAUGUAUCAAAGCAUGUCCAAAUCUUGGUGAUCAUGAAGGUUCAGGACCAGUUUGUGGCACUGAUGGUGUUGAUUACCCCAGUGUUUGUGAAUUAAAUAAAACAUCAUGUGAAAAAAGUGCAAAUGUCACAGUUGCAUUCCAUGGAAAAUGUGAUCCUUGCAGUACAGUUGUAUGCUCAGAGCCAGAAGUGUGUCAACUAGAUGCAUCGAGACAGCCAGCUUGUCAUUGUGGUGAACAGUGUGGCUUAGAAUUUUCACCAGUAUGCGGUAGUAAUGGUAAAACUUACUCAAAUGAGUGUAGCCUGAGGCAGGAAGCUUGCAGAUCUAGAUUGCCACUCAGAAAAAUUUACAAUGGUGCAUGUAGCUCUGGUAAAAAUCCAUGUGAUGAUGCAAAAUGUAGUCAAGUACAGCAAUGUGCAAUUGAUCGUUAUGGAAUAACAAGAUGUGAAUGUGGACCAGAAUGUGAAACAAUAAUGAAGCCAGUAUGUGCAAGAGGUGGUACAACGUAUAAAUCACUAUGUGAACUCAAGAGACAAGCAUGUUUGAGUGAAAUGAACAUUGAUGUUGCUUAUACUGGUACCUGCGGAUCACGAGGACCUUGUUCAGAUAAGAUUUGUCAAUGGGGAGCUAUUUGUGCUGAGCAUAGUGGUACAGCUAUUUGUGAAUGUCCCACGUGUUCAGUUGAAUUCAAUCCAGUUUGUGGUGAUGAUGGAAUUAGCUAUGGAAAUGAGUGCAAGCUCAGAUUAGAAGCUUGUCAGCAUCAUCGAGAGAUUAAAGUACUUUAUCAGGGUCUUUGCAAUGGAUGUGAAAAUAAAAAGUGUGAACACUAUGGUAAAUGUGAAAGUGACAGUUCAGGCGAGGCAAAAUGCGUGUGUCCAACAAACUGCGAGGAUUCGGGAAAAGACAGCAAUUUCGUGGUGAAUAAAAUAUGUGGUAGUGAUGGAACGACAUAUGCAAGUGAAUGUGAUCUUAAAAAAACAUCUUGUAUGUCACAAAAACUCAUCACUGUCAACUUUGAGGGUGACUGCUCAUUAUGUAAUAAUGUUGACUGUGAAAAUGGUGCAAGAUGUUCAGCGGGUGAAUGUAUAUGCCCAGAAAGUUGUCCAGAUACAAGGGAUGAGCCUGUUUGUGGUACCGACGGAAAGACAUAUUCAUCCGAGUGUGAACUUCAGCGUGUUGCUUGUGAUAGACUUGAAACAAAACUUCCACGUCUGCAUGUAGCAUUCAAUGGAGAGUGUGGCGAGAAAUUUGCAGUUGCAGCACUAACAACAAUGUCAACAAUGUCUGUUACAAAAUUAGCAACAAUGAAUGUUGAUGUAACAACAACACAUGAACGUGAAGUAUGCAAAGAUAUACAUUGUGAUUUUGAAGCAACUUGUGAACUUGGACCAGAUAAAUUUCCUCGUUGUUCAUGUAAAUUUGAUUGUGCAUCAAUACCACCAGAAAAUAUGAUAUCUGUUUGUGGUAGUGAUCUCAAAAUUUAUUCAUCAAUUUGUGCUAUGAAAAUGGAAGCAUGUCAACGACAACAAGAAUUACGAUUACGUCCAUUGGAUCUUUGUCAAGGUAUGGAAGUGAAACCUUGCAAUGGUGAUCCACCAUUGAUUGAUGAUGAUGGAAAAGAGUAUGAUUGUGGAAGUGGACCAAGUAGACGAGAUUGUCCAAGUAAUAGUUAUUGUCAUCAAACAACUCGUUUUGCAAGAUGUUGUAAAAAAGUUCAAGGUAUUCAAAUUGUAAAAUGUGCUGAUUCAUGGCAUGGGUGUUGUCCUGAUGGUAAAACUGCUGCUCUUGGUCCUGAUGCUGCUGGUUGUCCAAGUGUUUGUAAUUGCAAUAGAUUAGGAAGUGCAUCAGAUACUUGUAAUCCAGAAACUGGACAAUGUGAAUGUCGUCCAGGUGUUGGUGGUCUUAAAUGUGAUAGAUGUAUGCCAGGUUAUUGGGGUUUACCAAAAAUAAGUGAAGGACAUCAAGGCUGUAUUCCUUGUGGAUGUUCACUUUUUGGCUCUGUCAGAGAAGAUUGUGAACAAAUGACAGGAAGAUGUGUUUGUAAACCAGACAUACAAGGACAAAAAUGUACAAUUUGUACUAAUCAUAAUAAAAUAUUAACACCAACUGGAUGUUAUGCAGUUGAUACAAGUCCUUCAAUUCCAAACAAUUGCAACGAGCUGGAAUGUUAUUCUGGUGGUCAUUGUUCAGAGAUAAGUGGACCACAUUGUGUUUGUUCAUCUUCAUGUCCAACUGAUGUUGCCUCAGUACCAGUAUGUGGUAGUGAUGGACAAACUUAUGACAACGAAUGCGAAUUACGUCUUUAUGCAUGUCGUCAUCAGGCUGAUGUUGUUACUCAAGCAUUUGGACGUUGCAGAGAUGAUCCAAUGGUGAACACAGAUUUUCCAUUGAAAAAAUAUACUGCUGUCCAGUACACCCAACCAGCAUCAGCCAUAUCUCCAUUGUCAAAAUCAACAAGGCAUCUUCUUGGACCAGAGCCAGAUUCACGCUAUUAUUAUACACAUCGUGCACAGCAAGAAACCAUCACCAUUGACCGUGACAAUCUUAAGCAAGGAAUUGCUGCUGCAUCAAGACCAACACCAGCAACAAUAAGAGUUGUAACAGCAUUACUUGGUGAUCUUUGUACUGAUGACAAAGAUUGUACAAUAUCAAAUAGUGAAUGUAUCAAUGGUGGGUGUAUUUGUGCUGAAGGAUAUUCCGAGACAAGUGAUCGUCUUGAGUGUUUUGCAAAUUACAUGACAGCAACACCAGCAACAGAAUCACGUGCAUGUUUGUCAUAUCCAUGUCAUUCAUCUUCAACAUGUAUUGAUUUACCAAGUUCAACAUUUGUCUGUAUAUGUCGUCCAAAUUAUACGGGUUUACUUUGUGAUGAAGAAAUCAACAAGAGAGAAUAUCAAGUUCCAUCAUUUGAUGGUAAAAGUUAUGUGAGAAUGAAUCGUCUAAAGGCAUAUCAUAAAUUUAGCAUUGAAAUUGAAUUUAAAACAUAUGCUGAAAAUGGUAUUAUACUUUAUGAUCAACAAAAAAAUGAUGGUAGUGGUGAUUUUGUAUCAUUGGCUAUUGUUAAUGGAUAUGUACAAUUUCGUUAUAAUCUUGGUAAUGGACCAGUUAUAUUAACAUCAAGUGAACGUGUUACAAUGAAAAAUUAUCAUCGUAUUGUUGCUAAAAGAUAUCACAAAGAUGGUGUAUUAAAAUUUAAUGAUGGUGAUGAUAUUGCUGGACAAAGUCAGGGUAUAUUAAAAUCACUUGAUCUUAAUUAUGAUACAUUUAUUGGUAAUGUACCAACAAAUUAUAGUCAAGUUUAUGAUAAUAUUGGUACAAAUAAAGGACUACUUGGUUGUAUUAAACAACUUAAAAUUAAUCGUGGUAAUAUUGAUCUUCAUAUUGGACAUGAUAAAGAUGUUUUAGAAACAUACAGAGUUAAAGAAUGUCUUGAUAAUGCAUGUGCUAAUUUACCAUGUCAAAAUGGUGCAACAUGUCAGCCAAUAUUUGAUGAAGAUUUAUGUAAUGGUAGAGAAUGUCAAAAUUUACAUAUUAAAAAUGAAAAAAAUAAACGUCGUGGUAUUAAUAAUGAAGAUGGUAUUAAUGUUGUUAAAUGUAAAAAUUCACAUUGUAAAACAGUUGAUAAAAUAAGAAAACAAAAACGUUCGAAAAAACAUUCUAAAAAACGUUGUACUUCUAAUGAUUGUGAUUAUGAUUUAAAUAUUAAUAUUAAUAAUGAUGAUGAUGAUGAUAAUAAUGAUGAUAAACAUAAUAAUAAUUAUUCAAUUGAUAAAAUAAAUAUACCAGAAUAUAAAUGUAUAUGUCCACCACAAUUUACUGGUUUAAAUUGUGAAAAUUCAUUGGAUCCAUGUAUUAAUGAGCCAUGUCAACAUGGUGCAACAUGUGAUAUAUUACCACAAGGUGGUUAUAUUUGUAAAUGUCCACCAGGACGUACUGGUGAACAUUGUGAAAUACUUGAUUCUGAAUUAACAGAAUUUUUAAUACCAGAAUUAAGUGGUGAUGGAUUUAUUGAAUUACCAUGUCUUGAAGGUAUAUCAAAAGCAUUUACAAUUGAAAUAUGGUUUUUAACAAAAACAACUGAUGGUUUACUUUUAUAUAAUGGACAAAUGAACAAUGGACGUGGUGAUUUUAUCAGUCUUAAUUUAGUUCAAGGAACAUUGGAAUUUAGAUUUAAUCUUGGUAGUGGAAUUGCCAAUAUAACAUCACCAGAUCUUGUCAGUUUAGAUACUUGGCAUUGUGCUAGGAUCAGUAGACUUGGUAGGGAGGGUUUACUUCAACUUGAUGAUGGUACAAUAUCACGUGGAUUUUCGGGAAAUCCAUUGACUGAACUCAAUCUUGAAAUGCCACUUUAUGUUGGUGGAGUUAAACACUGGAGAGAAGUUCAUCGACUUGCUGGUGCAUGGACUGGUCUUUCAGGUGGUGUACAAAGACUCAUGGUUAAUGGUAAAACAUAUCAAAAUCUUGCUGUUAAUUUUACACAACAUAAUACUGAAAUAUAUGAUGGAUUACCAUGUCCAAGCAAUGAAAAUCCUUGUCACAAUGGUGGUGUAUGUUUACCAUUAUUAAACAGUUAUCUUUGCAAGUGUGCUAGUAGUUACAAUGGACUUCAUUGUGAAUUUUUCAUGGGUUAUGAUGUUACUGGUGGAGAAAUAUCAGAUAGACCAGUAAGAUUUGACGGUGAUAAUUUUCUACAAUUUAAACAUCGCUAUGGCAGAAGUAAUACUAACACCACUUUUGGAUAUAACACAACUUCAUUUGAAUAUUACGAAGAUUCAUAUUCUGAUUAUGAAUUUGAAGAAGAUUUUGAUUUUGAAUAUGAUAAUUAUGAUUAUACCGAACGUAAAGGACAAGAAUCAAAUAAAUUUGAGCUUAGAUUACGUACAACACAUUCAGAGGGAAUAAUUGCCUGGAUUGGACGAGGAAAAAUUGAACAUUUAGUGUUAUCUCUUGAUGAAGGCCAUGUGGUACUUACAUACAAGGGUCGAAAUGAUCAAGUUAUCCUCAAAAGUAGAGAAAGAAUUGACGAUGGUAGAUUUCAUCAUAUCAAAGCAGCUAGACGACGAAAAGCAACAAUUAUACAAAUUGAUGAUGAACAACCAAAUAGGGUAGUUACUGAUACAACACGUUUAACAACAAAUGGUAAAUUAUUUAUUGGAGGUAAACCUGGACAUCGUGGUAUAAGAGGGUGUGUUACGGAUUUUAUCAUUGACAAACGACGGCUACCAUUGGCAAGACGAAAAAUUGAAUUUUGUCACGACAACGAUGUAUGAUAACAAUCAAUAAAUCCUACAACAUUUAAAUCUAAUUGGAUAAGAUAACGACAAACAAAAAAAAAAACAAGUCCGUUAAAUUCAAAAUAAUAAUUAAUUUAAUUUAUAUAUAUA
Messenger RNA from Aphidius gifuensis, 8599 nucleotides. Its product is annotated as agrin-like. Bases 1457 to 8485 code for a protein of 2342 amino acids. Lineage: Eukaryota; Metazoa; Arthropoda; Insecta; Hymenoptera; Braconidae. The transcript has 26 exons. Gene Ontology annotation, molecular function: calcium ion binding; protein binding. Gene Ontology annotation, biological process: cell differentiation; multicellular organism development. The record is from RefSeq and is a predicted model, not a curated record.